Molecule: messenger RNA, 3314 nt
Organism: Hippocampus comes (tiger tail seahorse)
Lineage: Eukaryota; Metazoa; Chordata; Actinopteri; Syngnathiformes; Syngnathidae
Gene: frmd4ba
Product: FERM domain containing 4Ba
Exons: 23
Coding region: 270-3191 (973 amino acids)
Biological process (GO): establishment of epithelial cell polarity
Cellular component (GO): cytoskeleton; adherens junction; bicellular tight junction
Source: RefSeq, a predicted model, not a curated record
AGGAGGCGGCCAGUGCGAAGAGACGUUGGAAGCGGCCGGCUCUGCAGAGCGAGCGCCGCCGCUCUCGUCGUCACUCCAAGCCGGCCGGUAGCUUUCCCCGCCUCCUACGAGUCGGACCUGCGACGAACUCCGCUCGUUCGUUCGUUCGUUUUAACGAGACUGCGCGCGUCGAGUUUGCUUGGGAUCGGCGCCGGCGGUCGGCCGGCCGACACCUCGUGAGUACAAUCAAGAACAAGUGGCAGCGAUCCGAGCACAACAAAAGACACGAGAUGACUGAGGGGCGUCAGUGCCAGGUACACCUACUUGACGGUCGAAAGCUGGAGCUGCUGGUCCAGCCAAAGCUUUUAUCUCGAGACCUGCUAGAUUUGGUGGCAUCCCAUUUCAACCUGAAGGAAAAGGAAUACUUUGGCCUUUGCUUCAUCGAUGACACUGGCCAGAACAACUGGCUUCAGCUUGAUCGAAAAGUCCUUGAUCAUGACUUCUCUAAGACUUCAGAUACACUGGAAAUCAAAUUCUUUGUGAGAUUUUACAUUGAGAAGAUCACCUUUUUAAAAGAAAACACCACUGUGGAGCUGUUCUUCCUGAAUGCAAAAUCUUUGGUGUUUAAUGAGGGCAUCGAAGUGGAGAGCGAGCACGUUUUCAAGUUAGCCGCAUUUGCAUUACAGGAGGUCAACGGUGAUUACACAUGUCCUGAAACAGCCAAAUCAAACCUAAAGCAUCUGCCAGUUCUGCCCACCCAAGUUCUCAGGAAACACCCGUCUCUCAGUUAUUGUGAGGACAAAGUGAUUGACCAUUACAAGAAACUGAAAGGGCUGACGAGAGGACAGGCCAUUGUGAAGUAUCUAACCCUGGUCGAGUCGUUGCCAUCAUAUGGAGUCCAUUAUUACCCAGUAAAGGACAAGCAGGGCAUCCCCUGGUGGCUCGGAGUCAGCUACAAAGGCGUUGGCCAGUACGAUUUACAAGAUAAGCUGAAACCAAGAAAGUUGUUCCCGUGGAAGCAGUUGGAGAAUUUGUAUUUCCGAGAGAAGAAAUUUGCUGUGGAAGUCAUCGACCCCCACAGUGGAACGGUGAGCAAGCGGACCUUUGGGCAGACCGGCCUUGUCAUUCACUCCUGGUAUGCCAGCCAUUCUCUAAUUAAAACCAUCUGGGUGAUGGCCAUCAGUCAGCACCAGUUCUACCUGGACAGAAAGCAAAGUCGAUCAAAUAUGACCACGGCGAGGAGUUCAGGAGACAUCGCCAUGGAUCUCACAGAGAUCAGCGCCCAACGGAUGAGUACAUUUCCAGGUCCCGAAAGCAAACACCAGCUCAUCAUGGCGAGCAGCGGAAGCCUCAUCUCGGCCGGUUCUGCUGACUCUGACGUUGCCGACGAGCAGAAGAAAGAGAAGAUUACCGAGUUAAGAACAAAGGAGAAAAAACUUCACGACGCCCUGAAACAGAAACUGGAGGAACUGAAGAAGAUCUGCAUGCGGGAAGCGGAACUGACAGGCAGAUUACCGAAAGAGUAUCCCUUGGUUACCGGAGAGAAGACCCCUCACGUCCGAAGACGUGUUGGCACAGAGUUCAAGCUUAACGACCUUUUCCCAGAUCACGAGGACCCUCAUUUGAGGAAUCUGGAAAGCAGAUUUGCUUUGCAGCAGAAGAUCGUGGAAGCAGCCAUCAAGUUAACCAAGGAGAUGGAUCUCAGCAAGACGGUGAAGAAAAAGAGGAAAAACAACUGUCUGGAUGCGAUGAGAAAACUGGAGGAGAUUGAAGGGGAGAUCAACGCCUAUCGGAUCAGGACGGGAAAGAAACCCAGCCAAAGGGCUUCGCUGAUCUUGCCAGACGACGUCAAUCCAUCAGAGCUGAGCUCUCUGUCUGACAGCUUCACACUGGAUGAAGAUGACGAGCUGAGCUCCCAGAGGCAGCGCUCGAGUUCACUUCAGUACUCCCCGAGGCCCCACCAUGCGGAGACACUGGGCAUCCACUGCGGCAAUGAGAGACGAGCUUCGGCGAACGACCAGCAGGUAGACGGCAGGUUAAAUUACAGUCCAAUCCAGGAAGCACUCCGCCACAGUCACCACGAUGCCUUGUUCAGCCACAGCAGUCCACACAAAUCGGUUUCCAGACAGCCUCGUGAUGCCCGCAGUAUGCCCCCGACUCCGCUGCUCACACGCAAUGCUUACAGCAGUACCCAGCUCAAAUCAGAGGAGGCACCGCAGCUUUUUCGCCAACGGAGCGGGAGUCUGGAGUCCCAGUCCAAGGUUCUACUGGAGCCCGAAGCGCGUUUGCCCGCGUUCAACUUGUCCCCAUCCCGGCGCAGCAACAGCACCGAGGUACUCGAUGACGGCUCGUCCUACACCAGCCAGUCCAGCGUGGAGUACGCAGUUCCCGGGAACCACAACCAGCGACGUCGAGUGCGCGGCCGCCACAGGAAAGGCAUAUACGCCAACGCGGGCAGCAUGCCCAACUUGGCUCAGCCGGAGGCCCACUGCUACGCCUACCGGCCCCGCGCUCGGCCCACCACUACUGCCUUCUACAUCACGGGCUAUCCGACCCAUAUGGAGCCAGAGCCUUACUCGAAUGGCGUCUGCGUGUACGACAAUGAGACGGAGGGACACUACAGCGUCAAUCCGCCACUGCGUCCUGCCCACGCGGCCUAUCGUGCCUAUGAUGUGCACGGUCGCUAUGGCAACGAUGAGCUCGACGGCACGUCUCAGAACCCGUACGCCACGCUUCGGCCGCCCAGGCACCGCCCGGCUCCCCGCGGCGAAGCCCAGAUCUCGAGGAACUUUCAGAAGGCCGUCGUGGCCGAGCACCUGAGAGGCUGGUACCAUCGCAACACGGCCUACAAGCAGCCCGCGUACAGCUACGACUACGACUACGACCAAGGCUCCCAGCAGAGUCUCAGCUACCGAAUCAUGCCUGCACCCUUCAGCCACAAUAACAACCACCGGAACCACUCCUACUCAUCAGGUUCCUCCAAUGGAAAUUGGCACGGCCCUAUCAGUGGUCACGGUAGAGCGGGUUGUGACAUGCCCAAGCAGAUGCCGCAGACGUACAGCUACAACACCGCUCCUUUUGGCCGCUCCACCCAGGGCAGAUCCCCCAUGGACGUCAACCAGACGGAGAUGCGCAACCAAACGCCAACAAGCGUGGACCCACAAGAUGGCAUACACUGGCACGAAGACUCCGAACCAGGAACGAUAGUUUAGCUGCCUGUCAUUCCAUCCUUUUUUGCAUGACAAAGCUGUCCCUGUGCCUUCGACUGCACUUACCUGUUUUUCUGAGCAAGGCGAGCCAAAGAAUGAAGGAAUUUACACACACACACACACACA